AAAUUAAAGGAGAUAAAAAGCUAUGGCCUUUAUUAGAGGGAAUUCAAUUUUGUUAAUAUUGUUCAUAUGGUUAGCUUCAUUAGUCCCACAUUUACAUGCCAGAAUUGCUGAAUUUGAUGCAUAUUUGGAAAAACAAGCUUUGGAAGCCCUCAACUCUUCACUUGAAGCAUAUACUCAUAAUCCCGAGGAAGUAACUAAUGCAUUCAACAAAGAAGUUGGAAAUGCAUUGCUGAAGUAUAAAAGCUUAAGGAGGCAUCUUAAAGAAAAAAAUAAAUGCAUGGCAACCAAUCCAAUUGACAGAUGUUGGAGGUGUGACAAAAAUUGGGCUGAAAACAGGAAGGAUUUGGAAGAGUGUGCUAGAGGAUUUGGCCACAAAACGACCGGUGGUAAAAAUGGCAAGUACUAUGUUGUCACCGAUGAGUCAGAUGACAACGUGCAGGAACCAAAACCGGGGACCCUUCGUCAUGCUGUGAUUCAAGAGGAGCCAUUGUGGAUCAUCUUUGAGAAAUCAAUGGUGAUCAAGUUGCAACAAGAACUUAUGAUCACGAGUGACAAGACAAUCGAUGGCAGGGGAGUUGCUGUUCACAUAGCCAAUGGUGCUGGAUUAACGAUCCAAUUCGUGCAUAAUGUCAUAAUCCACAACAUCAGGAUUCAGAAUAUCAUAUCUACUAAUGGUGGCAUGAUAAGAGAUUCUGUUAACCAUAUUGGUCUAAGGACAGUGAGCGAUGGCGAUGGCAUUUCCAUUUUUGGUUCCAACCAUAUCUGGAUUGAUCAUUGCACUUUGUCAGAAUGUACCGAUGGCCUUGUUGAUGCCAUCAUGGCUUCCACUGCAAUCACUAUUUCUAAUUGCAAAUUCAACCAUCAUAACGACGUGAUGCUUUUGGGGGCAACUGAUGCCUUUCCUCAAGAUUCAAUAAUGCAAGUCACAGUUGCAUUCAAUCGGUUCGGGGAGGGAUUGAUUCAGAGGAUGCCAAGGUGCAGAUGGGGAUUCUUCCAUGUUGUCAACAAUGACUACACUCAUUGGCAAAUGUACGCGAUUGGUGGCAGCGCUCAUCCAACCAUUAUCAGUCAGGGUAAUCGUUUCAAGGCUGCCGAUAAUCCUAAUACUAAGCAGGUGACUAAGAGGGAUUACGCACCAGAAUCCGAGUGGAAGAAGUGGCAAUGGGUAUCAGAGGGCGAUUCGUUCUUAAAUGGAGCUUAUUUUGUGGAGUCAGGACCACAAGACAAGAAAAAAACUGCAUUGACAAAAAAUCAUAAGAUCAAGUUCAAGCCUGGUUCACAUGCAGGACGGCUCACUCGCUUUGCUGGCGUGCUCAAGUGCAAACCUGGCAUACCUUGUUAGUUCACGAUCCUCUUACGUGCAUAUAAUAUGAUGCAUCAGUAAGAAGGAGAUAAG
Solanum stenotomum is the source of this 1396-nucleotide messenger RNA. Its product is annotated as pectate lyase-like. The transcript is spliced from 4 exons. NCBI's taxonomy places the organism in Eukaryota, Viridiplantae, Streptophyta, Magnoliopsida, Solanales, Solanaceae. Bases 23 to 1342 code for a protein of 439 amino acids. The record is from RefSeq and is a predicted model, not a curated record. Gene Ontology annotation, molecular function: pectate lyase activity.